Messenger RNA from Lotus japonicus, 1017 nucleotides. RefSeq lists its product as uncharacterized. The transcript is spliced from 2 exons. NCBI's taxonomy places the organism in Eukaryota, Viridiplantae, Streptophyta, Magnoliopsida, Fabales, Fabaceae. Bases 1 to 1017 code for a protein of 338 amino acids. The record is from RefSeq and is a predicted model, not a curated record.
AUGCCGUCGAGACAGGACCCAACCAAUGCUCAGCUUGCUCAAGCAAUGGCACAGAUGGCCCAAGUGAUGGCUCAGCAGGCUGCCACUGCUGCUGCUCAGACCGCAGCACAAACUCAGAGGGAUUGCCCUAAUGCUGCAAAGGCCGAGCCGGUGCUGAACACGGCUAGAGGAAGGCGACCUUCUGCUCUAGGUCGUGUGUUUGCAAUUUCUGGCGAACAAGCUGCAGUGACAGAUGAUCUUAUCCAGGGUACGUGUGUUAUCGCUGGAACUUCAUUAAUGGUGUUAUUUGAUUCUAGUGCUACGUACUCAUUCAUUGCUGAGGAGUGUGUGAAGAAAUUAGGAUUGCUAACUGCUGACUUACCGUUCGAUUUGGUGGUGACGACCCCUGCCGCCGAUCGAUUAGUCACGCGCACGACAUGCUUGCAGUGUCCAUUGAUCUACGAGGAUCGGAAGUUCUUUGCGAACCUUGUCUGCUUAGGGCUCAAGGAGCUCAAUGUGAUUCUGUGGAUGGAUUGGUUGACACAGUAUCACGUUCUCUUGGACUGUGCUAACAAGGCCGUUGUCUUUCCAGAUUCAGGCGUUACGGAUUACUUGAAUUCGUACACCUUGGGAAAGAGUUCACCAGCAUUUGUGAAUUCUGUCGUAGCGGAAGCGAAGAACGACGGCCAUGUACGCAACAUUUUGGUGGUACAAGACUUUGUGGAUGUGUUUCUAGAAGAUGUGCCCGGAUUACAGUCGGUAAGAGAAACAGAGUUCUCUAUUGAUAUCAUGCCCGACACGGGACCAAUAUCAAUGGCGCCUUAUCGGAUGGCACCAUCGGAGUUGACGGAGUUAGCAAAGCAGUUGGAUGAUCUCUCUUCCAAGGGAUUUAUCCGAUCGAGUGUGUCGCCGUGGGGAGCACCCGUGCUGUUGUGGGUGGACUUUGUUGGAACCGCACCUGUGUUGGAGGUUGGGGAAUGGAAGGGUGACGAGUUUUUGGACGCAAAAUUGGGUGUCUUCCAUGGGAAAGUUGUGUGA